GACGCCACUGAGUCGCAAUGUGAACAAAUGAAAAUGAACAAAACCUCACCAUCAUAAAAAAUACACACCCAUAUGUUACAGAGACAGAAGUCGAUAAGGAGUAGAGGGAAGUAGUGAUUGAGUUUCCGCGUACAAGGACGAGUAAAAGAGCUGCCUAGCUGUUGAUAUCAUUCUUUCAUUCAUCUUUCCCAUUAAUUCACACCUUGUUUCACACCAUCUUCACAUAAAUCUCUCUUUCCUUGUCUUUCUUUCGAAUCCGAUCAGAUCAACCCUUUUUAUAAUUUUAUAUAAGAUAGUUUAUAGCGUAAAAAUAUUUGAAGAGACUUGAUUGUUAUGGAUUCGGGGCAACAUCAGUACCACCAUCUUCAUCAUCAGCUCCAGCACCAACAGAUCAGUGAUGCGGGCGGGGAUAGGUUUCCGCAAUGGAGUAUUCAGGAAACCGGAGAUUUCUUGAUGAUUCGAGCCGAGCUGGACCCGAAUUUCAUGGAAACUAAACGGAAUAAGGCUUUGUGGGAAGUGGUGGCAACCAAGAUGAAGGAUAAGGGUUACAAUCGCAGUGCUGAGCAGUGCAAGUGCAAGUGGAAGAAUCUUGUCACUCGAUACAAGGGAUGUGAAACCAUGGAGCCGGAAGGAGUGAAGCAACAGUUUCCAUUUUACAACGAACUACAAACAAUUUUUGCAGCAAGGAUGCAAAGAAUGGUGUGGAAUGAGGCAGAAGGAGGCGGCUUAGGAGGUUCCAAGAAGAAAGCACUUGCUCAAUUAUCAUCAGAUGAUGAGGAUGACAACAUUGAAGAAAGCGACGGAGAUCAAAAAGGAACCACAGCGGGGAAGAAGAAGAAGAGGAAGGCAAACAGGAACACUCCUGGAACUAGUAAUACUGGUGGCGGAAAUGUGAAUAACAGUGUUGACAGCAUCAAGGAGACGUUGCAAGAAUUCUUGAAACAGCAAGCUGAGAUGGAGAUGCGGUGGAUGAAUGGGUACGAGGCGAGGGAAGAGGAGAGGAGAAUACGGGAGAUAGAAUGGAGACAGAGAAUGGAAGCGUUAGAGAACGAGAGGAUAAUGACGGAGAGGAGCUGGAGGGAGAGAGAGGAACAAAGAAGGGUGAGGGAAGAAGGUCGAGCUGAGAAGCGAGAUGCUUUGAUAACUGCACUUCUCAACAAGCUUAGAAGGGAAGAUAAUACUAGAUAGGGAGUUUAAUUAGGUGCUUUAUAUUAUGGAGGAGCAAUGUUUUUCAUUUUAAUCUUGUUAUGUUAGUAGAGUAGAACCAAGGAUUCAUCGAUCAUCUUUCAACUCGAUAUCUUCUCUGGAAUUUCUAGACUCUAGCUGGGAACAAAGGAGAAUUUGUUUAUUUCUA
Molecule: messenger RNA, 1354 nt
Organism: Daucus carota subsp. sativus
Lineage: Eukaryota; Viridiplantae; Streptophyta; Magnoliopsida; Apiales; Apiaceae
Product: trihelix transcription factor GT-3b
Exons: 2
Coding region: 334-1188 (284 amino acids)
Source: RefSeq, a predicted model, not a curated record